Suillus clintonianus is the source of this 3468-nucleotide messenger RNA. RefSeq lists its product as uncharacterized. NCBI's taxonomy places the organism in Eukaryota, Fungi, Basidiomycota, Agaricomycetes, Boletales, Suillaceae. Bases 1 to 3468 code for a protein of 1155 amino acids. The record is from RefSeq and is a predicted model, not a curated record. The transcript has 8 exons.
AUGGCCCCUGUCGGAUUCAUAGUGCAUCAUUCCAACCAUUUCUUCGUGGUCAUAUUCGACUAUGAGCGACGCAUGGCGCACGUCUUGGGUCGCCAUAUUUCUGCGGAUUCAAUGGAUGUAGACGGAGAGGAUCCACAUGACUGGAACGAUUGGAGAGGUCCGGAAUAUUGGAGGAAAAUCGGAGCCCUUCAUGGAUGGAGCACAGGAGAUGUCUCAGACGUGUCCAUCAACCCAAUGGACUGGGAGCAAAAUGGGGUCGACUGUGGUCCCAUCGCUUGCUCCGUGCUGGCGCAAUGUCUGAAGCUGGGUUUGGAUGAGCAGGGCAACUUACCCGACUUUGAGAUCCAAUGCGGUCACAAACUGCGCAACUACCUGAUGCUCCUAGACAGCCCACGAGAUGAUUGGAAAGACGACGAGCUACCCGACGAGGACAUCAUCAAUUCGAUCCAGAAUGGGCGAUACCAGGCUGAUUGCCUGAAGGUCCUGCGGAGGCUGACUGUUGUGAGCGCCACCUGCUCCAUGUGUCAACGCCCCAUCGUCCAUCAAGAUGGAGAGCAUGCCUCGUACAGUGGUGAGAAUGGAGAUAGCACCAAUGCUGAGCAAGAUGGUCCAGAUGCAGGAUCAAGUGAGGAUGAUGACCACGAAUAUGCGAGUGAAAACUGGUAUCUUGGAAGCAACAGACGAUUUCCACGUCCAACCGCACCAAUUCCAUUGGCUGCAUACGGAGGUAGGAGAUGGCUGCCAGACGACCAUGGAUUCGAUGAAUAUGAGGGCGGACCUACCAUUGAGAUGAUGCUGACUCCUAGGGAUAUCCAUACGACGAUGACAUUCCUGCUGGGGGAUGCAGAUCUCCACGCUUGGUUAGACUGGGUCGAUUGCGGCUAUCGCAUCACACCAAGUUCAUUCCACAUUUUCUAUCAAUGCGACCCCACAGCAACCAUGGACCACAUCAUGCCUAUCGGAACAACAGACUCCCAUGAUCCUUCGGACCAAGUUCCUGAUCGUGUGACAGGUGCAUAUAGCCUGAAGCGACGGGGAACUGAUCACGACGAACAGUGCACAUACAUCACUGAUGUAGAAAUACUCUCCGCAUCUGAGCUCGUCGAAUCCGCCCAAUAUGAUCCCCCACUGCAGGAUGAAUGCAGGUUCGGACACAAUGCCUUUGUGCGGGGCUGCACCAGUCAUCGGUAUGGCGAUGGUCCUGCCUUAUAUGUUGAUCCUCGAACGAGAUGCUGUUUUCACUCUCAGAAGACAGAGAUAGAGAUCUCAGUGGACAUAGACAGCAUCAUAUGGACAACAAAGGUGUUCCGAUGCAAAGGGAUGCAAAUUCACCCGGUGGGAGGGACUGAAUGGCUCUCCAAACGAUUUCCUAUGUCUGCCAUCCCUCAUUGUCUGUAUGGGCCGCAUAUCAUCAGCAUCAUCGACACUCAAUCUAUACAUCGCGUUCCCAAGGAUGAUCAUCAGCACCCAACGAACGGUCGGAGAAUCACUCUGAUGCCAAAGGAGGUCUUGGACAUAUUCUGGGAUAGGGUACUGCUUCCAUCGAUUGGACAGUGCACCGACGUCAGCUGGGAGCCCUACCUGAAACACACAUUGGAGGAAAGCACGUUACAAGGCCAGAGCUCGCAUACUGUGAUGGAGGACCUGAGCUCAGCAUGUAUGGGUCGGUCUUUCUUUAUUCUGGAAGGAAAGGGAAUCAAGCUGCUCACGAAGGAUGGCCAGAGGGGGCGUUUCUCAGGACCAGAAGAGGCCCUGCGUCGCAACCUGCCUGACCUUGACUGGCAAUAUAUGAUGAACAGGAGGCAUGGCGAACUGCUGGUAGAUGUGGGUGUCUCAUUCACGCCCCACUCUCCAAAUGUCCCACUCGUAGGGGUGUGGCGCUUAGAUGCACUGGAAGCAUCAUUUGGAGCGGGAGGCUACAAAAGAGGGGAGAUACAUCAUCACAACACGCUGUCUAGAUAUGGGGCGCUGCAGGCCGAGAUGCAACAGGAGAGAUCUCAGCAGACGCACAUCGCAUUCAGGAGCACCUACAACCUGUACUAUGAGUCGAUUCGAACAAACAGCAACCAAGCGAAUUUCGCAUCCGACAGCGACGCCUAUAAGCUGUCCCCAUCAUAUAUGGCUGAAUGCACCGAAAUCGCCAAGGUCGUCGAGGGUUGCAAGGAGAAAACAUAUGGUGUCAGGGAUGAGUAUAGGGUGAGCGGACAUGCAGCCAGAAUCAUCCUGGAAAAUGUGGAAGAAAAGGCCAGAGAAUACCUGAAAUCAGAUCCAGUCCUGUGGAUUCCAUCCAAGAUCUGGUUCGAGCUUCUGAGGAGACGGGUGCGGGAGAUUCAGAGGACCCAGAUAUCCAUUGUCAGAAAGAAUCCACCGAAUCUUGGCGUUCUCACUGGAGUGCUCAACCACAUGCUUCGCUCUACAACAUCAACUCCUAUCAUCUACGACUCUCACAUCCGUGAAUCUCUUGCCCUACUCGAGUACAGAAACAUCCUCGAAACUGCAGGAAUCAAAUCGACUGACGUGCAUGUACUGGCCCUCAUGGGAGUCAAUGCAAAGGCUCAAAGGGACCGGGCAGUGAGCAGAACUAAUGUAUGGCAAAGCACCGAGUCUGAACUGGAGGACUAUCCUCUUGGUCGCACACCAACAUGGACUCGACUCAAGGCAGCCAUGUCAAACUCGCCUGCAAUGAUCAUGAGACCCUGGGUGUGGUCACCCAGAUUGUCCAACACUCAACUCUCCGUCGGACGUUCGGUGGUCAUGUUCACUAGGCACAUGUGGCUGAUGCUCACACCCGAAAUCUUCAAGGGCAUCAGACCUCACCCAAACUCGCUUCAAGAGGCCAUGAAGUGCUGGACAAUCACCAGCAUCGAUGACACUCUCGCUGCAGUCGCAUUUGAAGCAUGCAAUGCCGGGCUGAAUGAUAGUACGGGCGUCACUCCUGGUCGCAUGGGUCCGAAGUCGAGGCCCUUCCUUGACAGGACAAUACUCAGUGGUCUGGGCUUUGGGAGGGCUGAUGGAUACAUUGCAGAAUUUCACAGGACGAUGAAGGCGAUGGAUGAGGAUCAGCAACAGUUGCUGAAACAGGGAUUACGUGAGGUAUUUUCGGAACUUCACUGCCUUCCUGCUAGCGGAGCAAGAGUGUGGACGCAAAAGAACGAAUCAAUUGUGUUCACGACCAAUCCAAUAUUCUACAAGAUCGAUUGUAUUGGAAGGGGAGGAGAGAGUCAGAAGAGGGCCCCAAAAGCACGUCGAACGAUGAAGCUGAUCAAGGGUAAACGCAUAUUUGCAGCCGACCUCAUGGACUCACAACCCUUCGACACUGAUGGCAAUCUGCGGAGAAAGACAGAGAGACAGAAGCGGCGGGAACUUCAGAAGAAAAUGACCAUGGCCAGGAAAAACAAGAGAGUCCCCCCUCCCACACGUCCACGGAGACCAUUUCCCAUGACCCAACUAGAAGAUAUUGUGGAAUGA